AUGUCAUUUGGUGGUCCACCACAAAUCUUCUGUUUUCAAACUCGACACGUCGUCAUAUUCUUCUCAAUUUUUGGAUUAAUUGAAUGUUUAUGGCAAUCCGUAUUCAAUGGAGAUCUUGUCACGAAGACAACUGGAUUCGUGUCUUCUGCUUUGGAAAUUGUACUGUUGUAUGGAGUUAUCAAGAAUCAGUCAAAACUUUUGAAGGUUUCAAUGUAUAUUUCGUUAAUCCACUUGACAUUUGAUUUCGGCGGAAUCCUGGUUACUCCUGUAUAUUUCGCUAGUCAAGUGGCUUCUGGAUACGAGUCCAAUGACACGUAUCCAAAUAUAUUGGGAGUUAAAACAGCCGAAGAAGAUCGUUUUGUAGUUGGAUUGGUGACUGGAUACUCAGUUGAAAUCAUAAGUACAGCUGGAGUUGCAUUGUCCGUUCUUCAAUUUAUUCUAAUUAAUCGAUGUUAUGUCUAUGCGAAAAUGAUGGAAAGUGGAAUAUUCAAACAGUCGAAACUCAGUGUUAUUAAGUUUUGA
This is a messenger RNA of Caenorhabditis remanei, 522 nucleotides long. RefSeq lists its product as uncharacterized. The transcript has 4 exons. The record is from RefSeq and is a predicted model, not a curated record. Lineage: Eukaryota; Metazoa; Nematoda; Chromadorea; Rhabditida; Rhabditidae. Bases 1 to 522 code for a protein of 173 amino acids.